GCGGCCCCAACGCGCGCACUCUGGUGUGGAGGGCAUCCCGGCGCCAGAAAGCGGAGGCUGCGAGGCCGCGCGAGUGGGAACCGGUGUAGGGGCUUCGGAACGGAAACGCGGCGGCAGCGCCCCUACUAGGUCCUUCAGGCCCGGAGCGCGGCCCCGGGCUAGGGCAAGCGCACCUGCCGAGCAUUCCGCAGCGGAGCCCCCCGCCCAGUUGGUUUGGGAAGCCUCAGGAGGAAGAGGAAGUGACCCUCCUUCCUGUUGUCCACCAUGCUGGCCGCCCGCCUCUCCAGACCCCUGUCACAGCUCCUGGGAAAACCCUUGAGUGUCCACGACAGGCAAAGUGGAGCAAGGCACCUGCUCUUGUUCUGCUCUGCUUCCUUUCCUACCAUUGGCCACCGGACAUAUGCCAGCAAUGUGGACUCGGCUGGCAGCAAAGCUGUCCUGGUCACAGGCUGUGACUCUGGAUUCGGCUUCUCCUUGGCCAAGCACCUGCACUCAAAAGGUUUCCUGGUGUUCGCAGGCUGCUUGUUAAAGGACAAGGGGGAUGCUGGGGCCAAGGAGCUGGACAGCUUGAACAGCGAGCGGCUCAGAACCAUCCAGCUCAAUGUCUGCAAUGGUGAGGAGGUGGAGAAAGCUGUGGAGGCUGUCCGCUCGAGCCUGAAGGACCCUGAGAAAGGCAUGUGGGGCCUGGUGAACAACGCUGGCAUCUCCACGUUCGGUGAGGUGGAGUUCACCAGCAUGGAGACCUACAAAGAGGUGGCAGAAGUGAACCUGUGGGGCACGGUGCGCAUGACCAAGUCCUUCCUCCCACUCAUCCGGAGGGCCAAAGGCCGCGUGGUCAACAUCAGCAGCAUGCUGGGCCGCAUGGCCAACCCGGCCCGCUCCCCGUACUGCAUCACCAAAUUCGGAGUGGAGGCAUUCUCCGAUUGCCUGCGCUACGAGAUGCACCCACUGGGUGUGAAGGUCAGCGUGGUGGAGCCCGGCAACUUCAUCGCGGCCACCAGCCUGUACAGCUCCGAGCGCAUCCAGGCCAUCGCCAGGAAGAUGUGGGACGAGCUGCCUGAGGUGGUGCGCCAGGACUACGGCAAGAAGUACUUUGAGGAGAAGAUCGCCAAGAUGGAGACCUACUGCAACAGCGGCUCCACGGACACGACCCCGGUGAUCGACGCCGUCACGCAUGCGCUGACCGCCGCCACUCCGUACACCCGCUACCACCCCAUGGACUACUACUGGUGGCUGCGGAUGCAGAUCGUGACCCACCUGCCCGGAGCCAUCUCCGACAUGAUCUACAUACACUGAAGACUGCACCGAGGCCUUGGCUGGGGAGCCUGGCUGGGA
Molecule: messenger RNA, 1335 nt
Organism: Ochotona princeps (American pika)
Lineage: Eukaryota; Metazoa; Chordata; Mammalia; Lagomorpha; Ochotonidae
Gene: BDH1
Product: 3-hydroxybutyrate dehydrogenase 1
Exons: 7
Coding region: 265-1296 (343 amino acids)
Molecular function (GO): oxidoreductase activity
Source: RefSeq, a predicted model, not a curated record